UGGCACGGAUUUUGCCCUCACUGGUAGCCUGGUAACAUACACUCCCAGGUCUUUCUCUGCCUCUGUGGUGGAUAGUGGAGUGUUUCCCAUGUGGUAUUGGUGUGCUGGAUAUCCCUUCACUGGUAGCCUGGUAACAUACACUCCCAAGUCUUUCUCUGCCUCUGUGGUGGAUAGUGGAGUGUUUCCCAUGUGGUAUUGGUGUGCUGGAUAUCCCUUCACUGGUAGCCUGGUAACAUACACUCCCAGGUCUUUCUCUGCCUCUGUGGUGGAUAGUGGAGUGUUUCCCAUGUGGUAUUGGUGUGCUGGAUAUCCCUUCACUGGUAGCCUGGUAACAUACACUCCCAGGUCUUUCUCUGCCUCUGUGGUGGAUAGUGGAGUGUUUCCCAUGUGGUAUUGGUGUGCUGGAUAUCGCUUCACUGGUAGCCUGGUAACAUACACUCCCAGGUCUUUCUCUGCCUCUGUGGUGGAUAGUGGAGUGUUUCCCAUGUGGUAUUGGUGUGCUGGAUAUCCCUUCACUGGUAGCCUGGUAACAUACACUCCCAGGUCUUUCUCUGCCUCUGUGGUGGAUAGUGGAGUGUUUCCCAUGUGGUAUUGGUGUGCUGGAUAUCCCUUCACUGGUAGCCUGGUAACAUACACUCCCAGGUCUUUCUCUGCCUCUGUGGUGGAUAGUGGAGUGUUUCCCAUGUGGUCUUGGUGUGCUGGAUAUCCCUUCACUGGUAGCCUGGUAACAUACACUCCCAGGUCUUUCUCUGCCUCUGUGGUGGAUAGUGGAGUGUUUCCUAUGUGGUAUUGGUGUGCUGGAUAUCCCUUCACUGGUAGCCUGGUAACAUACACUCCCAGGUCUUUCUCUGCCUCUGUGGUGGAUAGUGGAGUGUUUCCCAUGUGGUAUUGGUGUGCUGGAUAUCCCUUCACUGGUAGCCUGGUAACAUACACUCCCAGGUCUUUCUCUGCCUCUGUGGUGGAUAGUGGAGUGUUUCCCAUGUGGUAUUGGUGUGCUGGAUAUCCCUUCACUGGUAGCCUGGUAACAUACACUCCCAGGUCUUUCUCUGCCUCUGUGGUGGAUAGUGGAGUGUUUCCCAUGUGGUAUUGGUGUGCUGGAUAUCCCUUCACUGGUAGCCUGGUAACAUACACUCCCAGGUCUUUCUCUGCCUCUGUGGUGGAUAGUGGAGUGUUUCCCAUGUGGUAUUGGUGUGCUGGAUUUCCCCUCCCAAGGUACAGGACUUUACAUUUCUCUUCAUUGAAUUGUAGCAGCCACUUUUUGUUCCACUCCUGUAGCUUGGUGAGGUCUACUUGUAGGAAAUCCACAGUCAACAGGUUAUUAGAAUCAGCUCCACUUUCUUAACGCACUUUC
Molecule: messenger RNA, 1351 nt
Organism: Eriocheir sinensis (Chinese mitten crab)
Lineage: Eukaryota; Metazoa; Arthropoda; Malacostraca; Decapoda; Varunidae
Exons: 2
Coding region: 89-1342 (417 amino acids)
Source: RefSeq, a predicted model, not a curated record